This is a messenger RNA of Uloborus diversus, 894 nucleotides long. RefSeq names its product ribulose-phosphate 3-epimerase-like (gene Rpe). The record is from RefSeq and is a predicted model, not a curated record. Gene Ontology annotation, cellular component: cytosol. The coding region runs from base 117 to 803 and encodes 228 amino acids. Lineage: Eukaryota; Metazoa; Arthropoda; Arachnida; Araneae; Uloboridae. The transcript has 5 exons. Gene Ontology annotation, biological process: pentose-phosphate shunt, non-oxidative branch; pentose-phosphate shunt; carbohydrate metabolic process. Gene Ontology annotation, molecular function: metal ion binding; D-ribulose-phosphate 3-epimerase activity.
UUCUGUUAUCAGCUGUUUCAGACUGGCGUGAUUUUGAGAAGUUUCAUCAACAACUCUGCAUUAAAACUCUUGUAAACUUGUUUGAUACUGAUAAAAAAAACUUGAAAAAUAAAGCAAUGAGUCGGCCUCUGAUCAAUUGUAAAAUUGGUCCCUCAAUUCUAAAUGCUGAUUUAUCAGAAAUUUAUGCUGAGUCUCAGCGACUGUUGGAUUCAGGAGCUGAUUAUUUACAUUUAGAUGUAAUGGACGGUCAUUUUGUGCCUAAUUUAACUUUUGGACAUCCCGUUGUGAAAUGCUUGAAAAAGAAGCUUCCUCAAGCUUUUUUUGAUAUGCAUAUGAUGGUUGCUGAUCCUGAGAAAUGGAUUGAGCCUAUUGCAGAUGCUGGAGCUGAACAGUACACUUUUCAUAUUGAAGCUGCAGCUGAUCCUUUGCAAGUAAUCAGGAAGAUUAAAGAAGCAGGAAUGAAGGCAGGUGUUGGGUUGAAACCUGGAACAUCAGUUGAAAGUGUUGUUCCGCUGAUUGAACAUGUGGAUCUAGUUCUUAUAAUGACCGUAGAACCUGGCUUUGGAGGACAAAAAUUCAUGACAGAUAUGAUGUCUAAGGUGGAAUACCUUAGAUCAACUUACCGUAAUCUUGAUAUUGAAGUGGAUGGUGGUGUGGGUCCAAACACCAUUGAACUUUGUGGAAAGGCAGGAGCCAAUCUCAUUGUAUCAGGUACUGCCAUUACAGCAAGUGAUGAACCUAAGCAAGUUAUAUCAUACUUAAGAAAAUCUGUUGAAGAAUCUCUUCUGAAAUUUCAUCCUUAAGACUGACUUGGUCUUUUUGUUUUUAAAUUGUAAUUUAUAUAUUUAUACAAAGUUUUUUGAAAAAUGUGUUUUGCAAUAAAUAUUUUUUGCA